Molecule: messenger RNA, 1011 nt
Organism: Schistosoma intercalatum
Lineage: Eukaryota; Metazoa; Platyhelminthes; Trematoda; Strigeidida; Schistosomatidae
Source: the annotation of a GenBank genome assembly
CGGUGGUAGAUGUUUUGAAUGAUUGUACAAAUGCACAUUUUGUUACUGUGUGGUUAAUUGUGUUUUAUCACCCGUAUUGACAGUAAUGCAUAAUGAAUUAUUCAAAAAUUAUUACAUGUUUUGUAAUAAAUGCUACUGUUUUGUUUUCUCAAAAGAGCCCGGAUGUAAACGAUGUGAGUACAUUGACAUCCAUCAAUCACAAAGCAACAACAUUUGGAGUCCGUGAAGUUCAGGUUGAUAGAAGCCUCAAGGAAACUACCAAUGGAACUGACCAAUACUCGAGCCCGGAUGUUGUCGAAUCGCCAACGUCGACACCCAUCAAUCACAAAGCAACAACAUUGUGGAUCCCUGAAAAUGAGGUUGGUGGAAACCUCAAUGAAACUACCGAACAAACUGAUCAAUACUCGAGCCCGGAUGUUGUCGAAUCGCCAACGUCGACACCCAUCAAUCACAAAGCAACAACAUUGUGGAUCCCUGAAAAUGAGGUUGGUGGAAACCUCAAUGAAACUACCGAACAAACUGAUCAAUACUCGAGCCCGGAUGUUGUCGAUUCGCCAACGUCGACACCCAUCAAUCACAAAGCAACAAAAUUGUGGAUCCCUGAAAAUGAGGUUGGUGGAAACCUCAAUGAAACUACCGAACAAACUGAUCAAUACUCGUGUACGACUACUGAAAUAAAUCAAGAAAGUAGACAGACCGAAUCGCUUUGGUACCUGUUUAUAAUAAUUCCCCUGAUCAUCUUUAUCGCUGCAUCUACCGGAUAUGUUACCUGGAAACAUUUGCAUAAAUGAAAGAGAAGUAGUGAAUGAUUUUCACCAAAGUCAUAUAAUUAGAUUCAAAUAUUCUGACCAAGUUUUUUUUCUUAUUUGUAUUUCAAUAAACAGUUUUGAAUUUAUUUAUUUAUUUUAAUGGUUUGAACUAUUCUUCACGGAACAAUGUACAUUUUGUGCUUGUUUAUGUUAUAACUGAUGUAUUCUUUGUAAUAAAAUACCAAACACGGUUUUUAUUAUU